Messenger RNA from Stegodyphus dumicola, 1447 nucleotides. RefSeq names its product mitochondrial disaggregase-like. The record is from RefSeq and is a predicted model, not a curated record. Gene Ontology annotation, biological process: cellular response to heat. Gene Ontology annotation, cellular component: cytoplasm; mitochondrion. Gene Ontology annotation, molecular function: ATP hydrolysis activity; ATP binding; protein binding. Lineage: Eukaryota; Metazoa; Arthropoda; Arachnida; Araneae; Eresidae.
GGUGUUUAUAAAACUCAUUCGUAUGUUGUCAUAGUUGAUUCAAGAAUAACAUUUUUGAAUGUUUUUGUGUACAGUUUUUCUAGGUUUUUGUCUUUAUGUAAAUUAUGCUUUUGUAUUAUUAACAUUUCAAUGUAGUUUGGUGUUGAAUUUACUUUUAUUCUUUGCUUUUAACUAAUAAGAUCUUGAACAUCAUGUUUGGGGUACUUCUUGGCAUUUUGAGACUGUCAGAAAUAUUAUUUUGCAUUUGAGAACAAUUUAUUAACGUUGGUUUGAGUUGUAUAGUGGCAGGAAGAACGAAAUGUGUGUUCAGCACUUGUUUAUCCUUCAAACAUUAAACCUCUUGAAAAUUUUGAAGUAUUAAACAAAAGUUUUGGAAUUUGUUUUAAAAGAAAAACACUUCAGUCUGUUUGAAGCAUGAAACAUAGGGUGAUUAAUAGUUUUUUAAUUUCCAGCUUUUAAUUCAAUCUUUUGCAGCUUCAGUGCAGAAAUUUUAAAUUAAAUGUAUCUUUUCCCCCUACUAUAUAUACGCAUUUUUAGUAUGUCUAUGUACACAGACUAUUAAAAUAAUACUAUUAUUUGUUUCAAGAGGAAGGGCCUAAAUAAAAAAAAUAUGAUAACCUUUUAAUAUUUUAAAAAUUUUAUUGAAUAUUACUGUGCUAAAGCAAAUGCAGAAUCAUGUAUUAAUUUUUUAAUAUUUUAAAGGGCCGUCUUACUGAUGGGAAAGGCAAAACUGUUGAAUGUAAAGAUGCAAUUUUUAUCAUGACUUCUAACUUAGCAAGUGAUGAAAUUGCAUCACAUGCAAUGCAGUUGCGAGCUGAAGCUGAAGAAAUUGCCAAACAACGAUAUAAUGAUAAUAUUGAUGAUGUAGAAAUGAUUGAAAGAGUUACUAUUUCAAAGGCUUUUAAGGAAAAUGUGGUUCAUCCUAUUUUAAAAAAACAUUUUCGUAGAGAUGAAUUUUUAGGUCGUAUCAACGAAAUAAUUUAUUUCCUUCCUUUUUCCAAAUCAGAGCUUAUAAAGCUAGUACAAAAAGAAUUAGAACUGUGGGCAAAUAAGGCAAAGGAAAGGCAUGGCAUUGAAUUAACUUGGGAUAAAGAAGUCCUGGUUACACUUUCUGAUGGUUACGAUAUACAUUAUGGUGCUAGGUCUAUAAAACAUGAAGUAGAGAGGCGAGUAAUUAAUCAGUUAGCUGCUGCUCAUGAGAAACAGCUAAUUAAAAAAGGUUGUUCUGUUCAUGUAACAAUAGAGGAUAUAGAAAAUCCCUUAAGUGCUCAGAAUGAAUCUGGAAAGCUGAAUAUAGUACGCACUGUAAAGUUGCAAAUGAGGCAAAAAGGUCAAGACAAGCAUUUCCUUGAUUUACCUUUGAGUAAUUUUUCACCUCUAAAUUCAACAUAAAUUUAGACCUCCAUAUCUGUAAAAGCAUACUGUAAAUAAAUCUUUUUAAUUACUA